UUGGCUGGCAGCUGGGUUUUGUCACUCAGCUGGCAGCGCUGGCAGUCAACAACAAUGAUUUUAUUUUCCAACUUUAAAAAUUAAUAAUGUAAAAAAUAAAUCGGAACCCUUUUUUAAUGCUUAAUACAAUUAUAGUUUGUUUGUACGGCUGUACGGUCCGUGUGAGAACAACAAAUCCCUGUUUCUGACUGUAACUGAUUCACUUAGAAUACGAUUAAGGGUCUGCUUAAUCCCAAAUUGUCAGAUUCCAGGAUGAUCCGAGCUAUCCUUGUUUUCAACAACCACGGGAAACCCAGAUUAAUCAAGUUCUAUGAGCAUUAUAAAGAGGAUGUGCAGCAGCAGAUCGUGCGAGAGACAUUCCAGCUGGUUGCCAAACGGGACGAGAAUGUGUGCAACUUUUUGGAAGGUGGCAGUUUGAUUGGCGGAUCGGAUUAUCGAUUAAUAUACCGACAUUAUGCCACUCUUUAUUUUGUUUUUUGUGUGGAUUCGUGCGAAAGCGAGCUAGGCAUUUUGGAUCUCAUACAGGUUUUUGUGGAGACGCUAGAUAAAUGCUUUGAGAAUGUCUGCGAAUUAGACAUGAUUUUCCACGUGGAUAAAGUGCAUCAUAUUCUUGAUGAGAUUGUCAUGGGUGGAAUGGUGCUGGAAACGAGUAUGUCAGAGAUCGUCAUGAGAAUUGAAGAGCAAACAAAACUGGAAAAACAGGAAGCCGGUCUCUCCUCUGCUCCUGGAAGAGCCGUGAAUGCCGUGAAAAAUAUUGAUCUCACACAGAUAAGGGAUAUCAAACUGCCCGAUAUACAGCUUCCUGCGUUUAAAAAUUUUAAACUGUCUUGAUUUUCAUUCUCCAAACUGAUGGCAUUCCUUUAGCGGCAUGAAUUUGCUGGUAGUUUAAUCCGUUGAAGCGUUUUGCGGUUGGUAAUGUCCGUAAGAUACCGUAGUAUUCGGCAGUAGUCGACACUGCUCUUUUAUUCUUUAAAACAGCUAUAAAGUUAAGACGAUUUGCUUGUUCGUAAGCUGGAUGUAUCGACAUGGGCGAUAUGAAUUAAAAAGUUCAAGAAAAACAA
Paramacrobiotus metropolitanus is the source of this 1061-nucleotide messenger RNA. Its product is annotated as AP-3 complex subunit sigma-2-like. Lineage: Eukaryota; Metazoa; Tardigrada; Eutardigrada; Parachela; Macrobiotidae. The record is from RefSeq and is a predicted model, not a curated record. Gene Ontology annotation, cellular component: membrane coat; AP-3 adaptor complex; intracellular membrane-bounded organelle. The coding region runs from base 253 to 831 and encodes 192 amino acids. The transcript is spliced from 4 exons. Gene Ontology annotation, biological process: intracellular protein transport; Golgi to vacuole transport.